This is a messenger RNA of Pongo pygmaeus (Bornean orangutan), 1232 nucleotides long. RefSeq names its product speedy/RINGO cell cycle regulator family member C (gene SPDYC). Gene Ontology annotation, biological process: positive regulation of cyclin-dependent protein serine/threonine kinase activity. The record is from RefSeq and is a predicted model, not a curated record. The coding region runs from base 251 to 1075 and encodes 274 amino acids. Gene Ontology annotation, molecular function: protein kinase binding. Lineage: Eukaryota; Metazoa; Chordata; Mammalia; Primates; Hominidae. The transcript is spliced from 8 exons.
CCCUACGUGGGUCCAUAGCAAUGGUGUCACCACCGUAUCUGGGGCCGUAUCUACGGGGAAGGGCUGGGCAAGAGGUCCGAGAAGUGGUCAGAAGGCUGUGUCCAGGAACAGCCGUAGACCACACAGCCAGGCUACCCAGCGUGUGGGCCCAGCAGCCAGGCCGGAACUCUAUCUCCACUUACCAGCUGAGUGGCUGGCAGGAAGUUACUCAGACUGUCGGUCACCCUGCCCGAUCUCCAUCUCCUAUGAGAUGAGUGACUCCCAAGACCCCACCACUUCCCCUGUAGUUACCACCCAGGUAGAGCUGGGGGGCUGCAGCCGGCAAGGUGGGGGCAAUGGGUUCCUCCGUUUUCGCCAGCACCAGGAGGUCCAGGCCUUCCUCAGCCUUCUGGAGGACAGUUUUGUCCAGGAAUUCCUCUCCAAAGACCCCUGCUUCCAGAUUUCAGAUAAGUAUCUCCUGGCCAUGGUGCUGGUCUACUUCCAGCGCGCCCACCUGAAGCUCAGCGAGUACACCCACAGCAGCCUGUUCUUGGCCUUGUACCUUGCAAACGACAUGGAGGAGGACCUGGAGGGACCCAAAUGUGAGAUUUUUCCAUGGGCCCUGGGAAAAGAUUGGUGUUUACGAGUGGGGAAAUUCCUGCACCAGAGGGAUGAGCUUUGGGCACGGAUGGGUUUCCGGGCUGUUGUGAGCCGCCAGUGCUGUGAGGAGGUCAUGGCAAAGGAGCCAUUCCACUGGGCUUGGACUCGGGACCGGCGCCCCCACCAUGGUGGGGUUCAGAGGGUCUGUCCACAGGGCCCUGUUUGCCUUCCCCGGGGCCCUGGCCUCUCGCCACCCCACUGUUCCCCCUGUGGCUUGCCCCAGCACUGCAGCAGCCACCUGCUUAAGCCUGUGUCAUCCAAGUGCCCUUCUCUGACCUCGGAGUGUCAUUGCCCUCCCUCCCAAAAUUAUCUCUCAAGGAUCAAAAACGCCUGGGGUGGGGACUUUCUCAUCGUCUUGCCUCCCCAGAUGCAACUGGAACCAGGCACCUACUCCCUCCGCAUCUUCCCAAAGCCUCCGGCACGCCCUGGGCACUGAAGCCCUGCAGGGUGAAGAACAGCACACCUGCUGGCCCACUGACUGACACACCAUUGGCUGUGCUCCCACCCCUGCCCCUUCCUCCCAGCCUGCAGCUUGUGCCCACUCUGGUCCCGGUCCCCUCUAAUAAAUUCAUGUCCACAGGACACCAACUGUG